Messenger RNA from Rodentolepis nana, 2094 nucleotides. NCBI's taxonomy places the organism in Eukaryota, Metazoa, Platyhelminthes, Cestoda, Cyclophyllidea, Hymenolepididae. The record is from the annotation of a GenBank genome assembly.
AUGCCCUAUGGAAGACCUGUAUCGCGUAAACGUAGGCGAAGAUUUCAAAAUGGAGAAUCAAGAGGGACCCCGUGGGCUGCAAUUGCGGCUCGAAAAGCGGCCGCGGCAGCAGCGGCGGCUGAAACAGGAAGUAAUCCCGACUCAGAUGGCGCUGUGGGUUCGAACACUUCACCAGAAACCAGGAAGGGAACGACCUCAGGCUCCGUUGUUAUAGGCCCUUCGCUUGAUCUUCUUCGUCCUGGGUGCUCGACUGGAGUUUGGCCGUUGAGAGAAAGACUCCUGUUGGCUUCGUCUCUCCUGGAUACGGAUAAUAGACAGCUGACUUGGCCACCUAUUUCGAGGCGCCUUUUUAAAUUUACUCCCCCACCUCCUAGUUGCGGCGGCCAUACUAGGCCUUCCACCUGGUGUUCGGCGAAGGCUUGUGCCAAACAAUACUCCUUGUUAUUGGAAUCUGCGGAGAUGUUCAAAAAACAACAGGUUGAUGUUGAGAAGAGCGCUGAGGAAGGACGCAUAGUAUAUCAGGCACCUGGUGACGUGGCUGCACUCACAGCCACUGUUGGCCUAAGUCUUCCCGAAUUCAUCGUCAAGCGUCUCACUGUGGAACGGAUUGAGGAGCUUCGGGCCAAUGUUCUUGAGGCAAGGGAAAAGCAUAGUCUCCUCAAGUCCAUGUUGGAACGCGUAAAAAGCGGAGAACUCGACCACCACAUGGAUGAUAUUUGGGCUCAAAUCCAGCGUCAGGAGGCCGCGAAAUGCCAACCCUCGGAACAUCAACAGCCUUCUAAACCCACUCCCACCACUCCUACUGAAACAGGUGAUAUCAAACCUGAGAUCCUUUCCCCAAAUUCUUCAGUUGAACAAUCCGAAAAUCAACUAUCGCCCACCUCUGAAGAGGUUAUCCAGUUCGUGAAUGAUUUAAAUAGUUGGCAAGAUCCCUAUGAUGUGCCCCCCUCAGUUUGGACUGUUUCUGGUGGUUUGGGAGCUAAUCUACGAAGCGUACAGUCCGUUUCUAAAAUGCCAACAGCGCCUCGAAGACCCGGAGCAGUGGGUAGACCUAGAAAGAGGCCUCUUCAUCCCGUCAGAGCAGAUUUAUCAAAUAGGCUGUCAAUGAAAUCUCCUGAACAGCUUCAAUCACCAGUCGUCACAGCUUCGGAAGAAAGAACAGAACCACAAAUUGAAGAGAAUACCGUAGCAGGUUAUACUCCCAAGCGAUGUCUAGCAGCUAGCGAAGGAGAAAUUGGCGAGGACGAAUCGACUUCUGAAGCCGCUGAAGAGGGCAAUGAAUCGGACGUUUCAUCCGCUUCCUUAACCGAAUGCAUGGCCAGUUCAGAUGCAGAAACUUGGCCAGUCAUGCCUGAAUCGCACCUAAGACAAGAACGCCGACGUCAGCAAGAGGUUGUAAAGUUAAUCAAGCACUCAGACGACGCCGUCGUGCCUCGGCUUACUAGUCCUAAGAGGAAAUCCACCCCUACGAGUCCCGUCCGAGCCCCAGGAAAAGGUCCCAACAUGUUGGAUCAAGGCGUCACACAGCAACGAGAACAACAAAAAGAUGUAACAAUGGAAAUGAGUGACGAUGAUGUUCCGUUGAUUCAAUUAAAUACAGCGGCUAACGGAGGUACUCGUCCUUCGAAUUCACCUAAAACAUUGAAAGAAUCAAAACAUCGGGAAGAAAUAGUCAUGAAUAUGAGAGAAGAUGAUGAAGAUGACGUUCCUUUGGCCCGAUUAAGUGAGGAAAUCAAGGGGAGAGCUCAUUCUACAAGACUUUCAAUGGUUCCCAAUCGGGAAACCAGGGCAGUAGUCAUGCCGUUGAGAAAUUGUGUCGAAGAUGCUGCUCCUUUGGGUCGAUUGACCAAAGAAGUUAAGGAAAGAGCCCAUUCUGCAAAGUUGACUAGUAGAUUGUAAACGACCGACGAUGCAGAAAAAUGGCCUAAUAUAAUUGAAGAAUGCGUUGUAGAUGGACAUAAACAUCCAUUGGAAGUGGAGAUGAUUGAAAAAUGUGUUGCUUCUAGAUCGCCUCCCUCUCGCGACUCUGCAACUGAAGGCAUGCUUAUCACUAACAAAGAAGAAUGGCCUAUCAUGCCCGAGUCUUUCAUCUCA